Molecule: messenger RNA, 1482 nt
Organism: Melampsora larici-populina 98AG31
Lineage: Eukaryota; Fungi; Basidiomycota; Pucciniomycetes; Pucciniales; Melampsoraceae
Exons: 5
Coding region: 1-1482 (493 amino acids)
Source: RefSeq, a predicted model, not a curated record
AUGGAGGCCGAGAAACUACCAAAAGCACGUCAAGGGUUUUGGAAGACGCCCAACUUACGCGACACAAAAGAUUUCUUCGUCCUCGGAUGUUUUGGUACUCGUGGUUCUGACUCAUCUCUGUCACGUAUGACAGAGAUCCCAUCGCCGUUGAAAGAUUCCCAAGAGGCCUCACAGGAAACCUCGCCCUCUGCUUCUCCAAACGAACACAGAACGCCUGCCACCGAAAGCCACUUCCAACCAAUGUGGGAUGGACCAACCAUAGAUUCAAGCAUUUACAGUCCAGCAUACUAUGAAACAUUUCGGCGUUGGAACCCUGCCGACUUGGCCUACUUUCUCAUGAUCACCUGUUUACAUCUGUUCAAACACAUCAGCGUGGAGGCAGCCACACUUUGCUUGCAUUUGAUAGGUUCAGUGUCCUCCAUCAACCCCGAGAAACCAAAGUCUUCGAAGGUCGUAGUGCCAAAGACCAUGAGUACAUUUCUGGAUGGACUACGAAUUGAGCCCAAGAUCCGCCGAACAGCGUUCGGAAUGAAGUCUGUCUCACAAUCUCCCGACGACGAGAAAAUCGUGGACGCUGGCGAUGCCGAAGGCUCAGAUACCGAGACGGUAGCCCAUGAUGUUUGUGUGAUGGAUGGGUCAGAAGACGCAGGAUCAGAAGAUUCCUCACUCACGUCUUCACUCCCAGCUGCAGGACUUAUAUCAGCAGAUGAUGAUGACAUAUUGAUGUUUGCACUCCAAAAAUUGGAUUUAGAGAGCGAAACCUUUCCCGAGACAUCCCCCAAUCAUGAUCAAACAAGGGAACAGCAUGCAGAUGGCUUUUCAGACGACGACACAUUGGACGAAGACUUUUCUGACUAUGAAGAGGCUUGUGGAGAUGAGCCUGGUUUCGAAUUCUUCAACAAGAAUCAAAAUCUGGCAACGUUGCAAGAUAUCACAAAGAACAUAAGCCUUCCUUCUUGGAUUGGACGCGUACCUAGUACGGUAGGAAUGCGGAAGGGUGGUAAAUUGAAGGCAGACGAAUGGGUAGUUCUUUUCCAGGUCAUGAUCAUUCCUGCUAUAAUUUCUGUCUUGAACGAAGAAGACGGUGCUACGAAUUUUACAGACCGAGAUUUCGGAAACAGCAUUGUCAUGUAUCAGUCCGAAGAUACGCGCCGAACAACGACAUAUCGAUGGGGACGAAUCAACGAGAUCUUCAUCACCAAACCUGGGCCGCAAAACAAUCCAAAGGCCCAACUGUGGUUCGAAGUGCUCCAAUUCUCUGAGCUUCGAACCGCCGAGAAAGCCAAGCAUGGACUUGACAAUUGGCCAAACGCCAGAAUGACGGUUGUGUACCAAUCUUCAAAAAAAAAGGAUCUGGUGCGAGUUGAUGAGCUUGUUGCUCAAGGAGUGGCUUGGGACACUCCUGAAGGAUGUUUUGGGAUCAAGCAGCCAACCACACUAAUCAUCAAUUUGAGCAAAUUUUUCUGCAAUCAAACUUGUUAG